This is a messenger RNA of Pieris napi, 2757 nucleotides long. It is a transcript of the gene Pat1, whose product is annotated as amyloid protein-binding protein 2. Bases 6 to 1913 code for a protein of 635 amino acids. Gene Ontology annotation, biological process: intracellular protein transport. Lineage: Eukaryota; Metazoa; Arthropoda; Insecta; Lepidoptera; Pieridae. The record is from RefSeq and is a predicted model, not a curated record. The transcript is spliced from 13 exons. Gene Ontology annotation, molecular function: protein binding.
ACAAUAUGAGACGCAAACGAGUUCUGCUUUGUCCUGCCAAGAUGGCUGACGUGCGCGUGAAAAAAACACCCAACAAUUUAUAUGAUUUGUGUUUGACUAGUUUAGUGAACUAUUUGCAAAAAUCUAAGUGCGAGAAAAAUGAUUUGCGAUCGCUGCCAGAUAGCAUCCUCAUGGAUGUUUACUUUAGGAUGCUGGAAGAGAAAAGACUCUGCAUCUUGGGCGCGGAGCUGUCCGAGCUGGAGAUAUUUGAGAGACUUUUGCGAUUCUCGGGCGCUCAAUUAAGAUUGCUCCAGUGUUUUCAGGCGGUGAUUGAGCAUGGAUCCAAGCUAUCAGCAGAAUUGUCGAGCGCGUACCUAGCGCGUUGUGAACAGAGCUCACGUGCGAGAAAUUCACUCAUACAUUUAGGAUUACGAUUAGGUGGAUUCCUUAAUGAAGCCGGCUGGUACGCGGACGCGCAGUGCGUGUUAGUACGGUGUAGGGACAUUUGCCUCGCCCAACCACAGACCACACAUUAUAAACGACUUACACUCGAGUGUUGCCAUAGGUUAUUAAAUACACAAUCAGUAUACUGCUGUUUCCCGGCUGCGGCCGAGACUUACAAAUUGGCGCUCAAACUCCUCGAUCUGCCGGAAGACACCACAGCACAGCUCCCAGAAGGUCCUAUUGCCAUUUCCGAAACCUGUUGCAAGGCCCUACAGACGGAUGGCGUUGAUAAUGAUAGGCUAGAGUACACAGAUGAAGAAUGUUGUACGGGCGGUGAGCGCGUGUGGGGCAUGUCGGCGUUACUCGCGCGCCUUUGCAAGGAGAUCAGCGCCCUCUUCUUCGUGCGAUGCGACUACAGCGCCGCAUAUGCGUGGGGCAUGAGGGCAUUGUCGCUUCUCACACCGGACACGCCUCCCAAGAUAACAAUAGAAGUCCUCCGUGCGUGUGGAACGGCCUGUGUGGUGAAGAGACGAUUCAGCUCAGCGGGUUUGCUCGUGAGACAGGCUGUUGCUCUCGCUAGACUCGUCUUUGGACCACAGCAUCCGAGAUAUGCGGCUGCCUUAUUGGAUUAUGGAUUCUAUCUGCUCAAUAUCGACUCUAUCACUCAUAGUGUGCAGGUUUACGAGGAAGCACUAUCAACUCUCCGAAGGGUGUUCGGUCGCAGUAGCCUGCACGUAGCCACGGCUCAGGAGGACUUAGCGUACGCCUUGUACGUCCUCGAGUACUCGUCGGGACGGUUUUAUAAGGCACGGGACCACGCCGAAAGGGCCAUUAGGAUUAUUGAGAAUCUAGUACCACCAGACCACUUGCUGUUGGCCUCAGCGAAGCGUGUCAAAGCUCUCAUAUUAGAGGAAAUAGCGUUGGAUACACCGGCAGGCCAGGAUAUGAGAGAACCGAGCCUUCUAGAGGAGUCGGAAGCGUUACACAAAGCAGCGUUAGAUUUGUCGAUGAUGGCGUUUGGUGAGAAAAACGUGCAAACAGCCAAACAUUAUGGAAACCUCGGACGACUGUAUCAGUCUAUGCAAAAGUUUCAGGAUGCAGAGACAAUGCACCUCAAAGCGAUAGCAAUAAAAGAAGAAUUACUUGGAGCAGAAGAUUAUGAAGUGGGCCUGAGUGUGGGACACCUCGCUUCACUCUACAAUUACCACAUGAACCAACACACGGCCGCUGAGAAAUUGUAUCUGCGCUCGAUUAAUAUUAGCCUGAAGCUGUUCGGCGAGCGCUACUCGGGGCUGGAGUACGACUACCGCGGCCUCGUGCACGUGUUCACGCAGCUGAAGAGGCACGACCGCGCACAUCACUACAACGGGCUGCUGCAGCACUGGCACGAUCUCCGCGAACAAUCUAAAGCCGAACAGCAGCCCGCGAUAGGUGAUGAGAAAGUGAUUCCUCUCGAAGAGCUGCAAGAGAAGUUCUUCAGCACACGCUGAACAACACAAUUGCUACAAUUUGCACGGCUUUGCUUCCAUCUUCCAACUCGAAGGGUUGUCUUCCCGCCUUGAGAACUUUUGAAAUUCCCGUUUGAGACGAUAACGUCUUAAGCGGGAUUGUGUUUAUUCGCGUUUAGGAAAACUUCAUUUUUGAACUGAAAAUGUACGCUAUUUAUUGGCAAUUAUUCUUGUUUAAACUAGUAACAAAUAAUUAUAAUUAAAAAUCAUUAUAAAUAUGUCUUUUUAUAGGACGAAGUAUAUUUCUGUUUGAACGCGAUAUAUUAAAGUACUCCACAUAUUUGAAUGUGAUUUGCAAAUGUCGCAAAUGCAAAGCUGGAGCAAGUAUAGGUAUUGUCGAAUGAGAAAGUGAAUGUAUAUUACAUAUUAAUGCUUGGUAUCAAAAUUAGUAGAAUGUAAGUAUUGGUGAUUUUUACUGCCAUUUUCAGAGGCUUCGAGUAGAAGAAACUUCUAGUUUAUUAAUUAAUAAGUUAGUUAAUUUCUUUUAUAGAAAAUAUUUCGUUGAUUUCUCUUUUACUUUCUAUUUGAGUUUUGCUUUUAUAUUGAUAUUGUGAACCGGUUCUUUUUCCGGAAUUGAACCCGCAGGGUUUGUGUGUUAACUCAAUGGUAUCACCAUUUCUUCCAAUCAUUAUUCACCUUCCAACAAUUAUCUCCAAUUUUUCCUCCAAUCCUUGGUGCUUAUUUUGCAUUCUCUCACUCCGCUGGCUCUUGGCCUCCGGAAUGAGCAACUUCCAGCGCUCCCUGCCCUGUGCCUAUUGUUAUUAACUUAAUUCGACAUAGUAUGGUCUUUUAUUGACAUAACUUUUAGACAUAGAAAAACACUUAU